UAAACAAACACAAACACAAACACAAGCAUAGCCAUCAAGUAUUUCUUUUAUUAUUAACUAAUAAUUAUUUUUUUUAUUUUCAUUAUUUAAGGGAUUGCUCUAAUAUACUUAACAGUCUCACAUACAUUGUUGAUUCUUCAGUGUUUGUGUUCCUUCUGAGGUAUUCAAAAUUGGGAGAUUCUCUAUUGAACUGCUAUGUCUCGGCCGCUACUCGGCGUGGUGGGGGAUGAGGAAGGUCAGCAGAGCCAUGUGACUCUGUUGGUUUCUUCCUCAUCCACCAUGGAAAGUGUGAAUUGUCUGAACAGCUCGAAACUGAAGGAGCGAAACUACAUGGGAUUGUCUGAUUGUUCUUCUGUGGAUAGCUCAGUUCCCUCAUUCUCUGAUGAGACUAAAAGCAAUCUGAACCUCAAAGCUACUGAGCUGAGGUUGGGGCUUCCGGGAUCUCAGUCUCCUGAAAGAGACUCAGAUCUUUGCUUGAGGAGUUCUACUCAAUUCGAUGAGAAACCUUUGUUUCCUUUGCGUCCUGUAGCUGAUGAUCAUCAUUCCUCGUCGAAGCCUGCUCUUUUGGGCAACAAAAGAGGGUUCUCGGAUGCAAUGAAUGGGUUCUCUGAGGAGAAAUUGCUUGUUAGUUCGGACGCCAAUACAAUAUUGCCAUCUAGGCCUUCUCCUACUGUGGGAUUGAAAUCGAGCUCUAUGCUUGAGAAUGCUGCGGCUCAGCAAGCGAAAGUCAAUGAAGUAGCAACAUCCAAGGUGGGAGAGAGGCCUCAUGCUGCCAAAGAAACCAGGCCAAGCCUUAACGAUUCCACUGUGAAUAAUAAUAGCAGUGCACCAGCUCCAAAGGCACAGGUUGUAGGAUGGCCUCCAAUAAGAUCAUUUAGGAAAAAUUCAUUGGCUACUACUUCGAAGAAUGCUGAAGAAGUAGAUGGAAAAAUGGCUUCUGGUGCACUGUUUGUGAAGGUAAGUAUGGAUGGCGCGCCAUACUUAAGAAAAGUGGACUUGAAGAAUUACUCUGCCUAUCCAGAGCUUUCUUCUGCUCUGGAGAAGAUGUUCAGCUGCUUCACCAUAGGUCAAUGUGGAUCUCAUGGAAAUCUUGGGAAGGAAAUGCUGAGUGAAACCAAGCUGAAGGAUCUACUUCAUGGAUCAGAAUAUGUUCUUACUUAUGAGGAUAAAGACGGUGAUUGGAUGCUAGUGGGUGAUGUUCCCUGGGAGAUGUUCAUCGAAACAUGCAGGAGGCUGAGGAUCAUGAAGGGCGCUGAUGCCAUUGGUCUAGCACCAAGAGCCGUCGAGAAAAGCAAAAGCAGGAACUAGGGCAGUACAAACGAUCACAUUUCUAUCACCUAACUGUCAAUGGAACUAAAAAGCUUCUAUAAACAAAAUUGGGUAAGCAAAUCAAGGCAAAAGGAAAAAAGGGAUUAAGGGAAAAGAACUAGGGGCAUGUUGGACUGGAUAGAAAUUUCAUAUUAUUAAGCUGCCUCAAUCAUAUGAUUACUAUUUUUACUAUCUUAUGUUUUUUCUUUUCUUUUUUUUUAAUGACAUUUAUAUUCAGUAAGGUUCAUUAUAUUUCAUGAUUGUCACAAACUUGCAAAAGAAAAAGACCCUAACCCUCUCUGUGUGGAAGCUACUUAUGUUUCUGUAUGUGUAGUUUGUGAAGUGCAUCAUUUAUGUGUGUGAAUUUGUGUGAUGAAAAAUAACAAUAAGAAGUUGUACCUUACACAA
Arachis ipaensis is the source of this 1716-nucleotide messenger RNA. RefSeq names its product auxin-responsive protein IAA9. NCBI's taxonomy places the organism in Eukaryota, Viridiplantae, Streptophyta, Magnoliopsida, Fabales, Fabaceae. The record is from RefSeq and is a predicted model, not a curated record. Gene Ontology annotation, biological process: regulation of DNA-templated transcription. Gene Ontology annotation, cellular component: nucleus.